CGGCUAUCUAUCACGACAAACUCGAGGACUGACCGGUAUGGCCGGGAUACUACCAGCACGACUAACCAACGCUUGUCAGGUUCAGGCAUGACGUGCGGCUUCAAAUCUUCAAAAACAAUAACAACGGUACCUCGUACGUUGCCCGGGAACCUACGAAGCAUCCCAGGCGCUCCCGUAUUGUCGGCGACGAUUUGGGUGAACGGGAAACAAAAGCUUCUGGUCCACACGCCAACCAUCAGGAAGCUCUAGAGGAUUUGAGCUCAGAAGCAUGGGAUUAGCGCUCGAAAAUCUCACAAGUACUAGGCUGCCUGACUUCUGUGUCAAGUUCGGAUCGUCGUUUGGCCGCCAACUUUCCCCUUCAUUCCUUCACGUUUGCCGUCACGGCCAUUGACAGCUGGCUGGCCAAUACUCCACGCCGCUGCGCUACGCGGUAGGUCAACAUAGUGAUUCCCAGUUUUGCAUAGCGACGCUCUCUUCCACCGCCGAUGUCUCCAUGUCCGACUUGCGCCUCGCUCUGGCCACGCUCUGACCCUGCAGACCAGCCCGAUUCCGACCCUCCGCAUGCUCAUAACAUGACUGCCAUUUUGGCCGGCACAAUAACCGGGUCUAUCAUAUUCGUCCUUCUAUUUGUCGGUCUUCUCUUCCUCUUCCAUCGUCGCCGACGCCUCUUGCAAAUCAACAGCGAACUUGAGGCGGGUAGAAUCACACCUUUCCGCGACGAGCGCGUCAUAGACAUCUCGUCCCGCCCGCUUACGAUUCCUGGGAAUGUCUUACCGUUCCCUCACGAUGUGGUAUUGGAUAUAUCUCCGACGUCUAUGAUGAGGCUUGGCAUUGUUGGCUCGGGUUGGAAUGGCGAAGAUGCCAGUCUGAGUGAUGGCGGCAGGGGCGGGGAUGUGACGAGGGAUUUGUCGGUGGGGAGGACUUUGGCGGAUGAGGCGGAGCUUGUCAGAAAACCUCGUGAUGCAGAUGACCGGACAACCUACUCAGCGUCAGAGUCAAUAGACGUCGUCCCAUCACUAUCGCCAAACAUUAGCCGGGCCGUGACACCAUUCCGGCCCCAAGACCGCGCACAAAGUCCUAUCAAUCCCAAGUUUUGAUGAUGGGUUUCAGGGCUCUAUGUAACGACACUGUAGUUAUUCAUGUUCCGUGCGUGGCUUCUGCUGGUCAGUUUGCCCACUAAGGAGGAUGAAGAGCGUAUAUAAU
Stereum hirsutum FP-91666 SS1 is the source of this 1203-nucleotide messenger RNA. RefSeq lists its product as uncharacterized. The transcript is spliced from 3 exons. Bases 486 to 1097 code for a protein of 203 amino acids. The record is from RefSeq and is a predicted model, not a curated record. NCBI's taxonomy places the organism in Eukaryota, Fungi, Basidiomycota, Agaricomycetes, Russulales, Stereaceae.